AUGUAUGCUUCUCAUAUGAAACGUCAUCAGUUGGUCCACACUCAAGAACGUCCAUUUACAUGUUCUGUGUGCUUCAAAAGUUUUAACCACAAAGUAUCAUUGCUCUGCCACACUCGCCUUCACACUGGUGAGAAACCAUUUUCUUGUGAGUUGUUGCAUUUUAUUUUUUUUAAAAAUAUUCUUAUAAUUUUAGGUCGAAAACAAGAACACAAAUGUACAAUUUGCUCCUAUGUGGCCCCCCAUGCUUGUGUUCUCAAACAGCACAUGAAAAAGCACACACAAGAACGACCCUUUGCAUGUCAUUUGUGUCCAAAAGCUUUCAACUACAAAAACUGCUUAGAUAACCAUUUAUGUAAACACACUGGCAUAAAACCUUACAAGUGCCAAAUCUGCUUAAGAGAAUUCAGUGUCAAACAAAGUUUAAAAAGGCAUAUGUUGAUUCAUUUGCCUAAAUUAGGAUAUGUAUUUGAAAAACCAUUGAAACAUAGAUGUCUUCAUUGUGGGUACCUGGCUACCCAUUUAUGUCGCCUGAAACAACACAUGAAAGUGCAUACCCAAGAGCGUCCAUAUGCUUGCAGCUUAUGCCCUGGAACUUUUAACCAUAAAACCAGUCUUAUAAGCCACAUGUAUUCUCAUACUGGUAAAAUGCCUUACAGAUGUGAAAUUUGCUUGAAAGAAUUUGCUUUCAAAUAUAGCUAUAAAAGACACAUGUUGAUCCAUGCGUCAAAAAAGCAAAAUAAAUUCAGCAAAAACUCUUAUGAUAAUGGUUUGGUGAGAGUGUAUGCUUAUGCAUGUUACGAAACUUGUGAGAUAUCUGAAACUGCUCAAACAUAUAAAGUGUAUUAUUCACCAAAUGAAUGUGCUGACUUUUCUUCUCUAGAUCGUCGAUUUUCGUGCCAUUUAUGUCCAAAAACAUUUAGACAAAAAGUUAGUUUGAUAGCUCAUAUGUGUACUCAUACAGGAAGAAAACCAUUCCAAUGCCAAAAUUAUUUCCCAUCUGAGACAGUUUUAAGCCUUGGACAAGAACUGUAUGCUAUAGGAUCUAGAACACUCAGUUUUACAGAUGUGCAGGAUUAUAGAUUUCCAGAUUUUGAUACUCUUUCAACAUUGGGUGUAGAUGGUAAUUGUGUGUUUGCCAGUGUCAGCGUGAGAGACCACCGCAGUAAACAGACUGUGUUUCGUCCAUUUGCUUGUCCCAUGUGUCCUAAAACAUUCAAUUCAAAAGUGAGUCUGGAUGCUCAUUUGUGCUCUCAUACUGGACAAAAGCUGUUUAAGUGCCAGAUUUGCUCGCGAGAAUUCUCUUUCAAACAUAGUCUGAAAAGGCAUCAGAUGAUUGUACAUGGAAAGCAUGACUAAAUUGUCAAUUUAUGUUGCCUUUUUUAGAUCUAUCAAACUAUUAAAUACAUAUAUUGGUUUAA
Messenger RNA from Parasteatoda tepidariorum (common house spider), 1418 nucleotides. The record is from RefSeq and is a predicted model, not a curated record. NCBI's taxonomy places the organism in Eukaryota, Metazoa, Arthropoda, Arachnida, Araneae, Theridiidae.